UUUUCAUAACAACCUUUGAAGUCUCUACAGCAAACAUUUCUCAUAUACUUUGCUGAUAUUCUUUAGGAUUACUAGUGAAAAAUGGUUUCCAAGGAAGGCUCAAUCUUCCUUGGACUCAUGGCAAUAAUUGCUCUCAUCCCUUUAGUUGUAGCAGCUAGGGAUUUACCUGAGAGUUCCUCGAUACCUAAAAUAAGCAAAGGUGGUGGUUGUGUUGAUAAAAAUUGUUUUAUCCCUGGAUUAGGUGGUGGUAUUCCUGGCAUCCCUGGUAUUCCUGGCAUCCCUGGUAUUCCUGGCAUCCCUGGGAUAGGUGGAGGUGGUAUUCCUGGAAUUCCAGGAAUAAUUCCUGGGUUUGGUGGUGGUGGCGGUGGUUUUCCUCCUAAUGCUGUUGUUGAAAAGAAAAGUGAUGCCAAAAGUCCAGGUCCGAGCCCUGGGCCCAGCCCUAGCCCUAGCCCUGAAGGUGGUAAAGGUGGUGGUUGUUCAGAUGAAACCAAAAAUUGCUUCUUUGGAAUACCAGGAUGGGGAAUGCCAGGCGGCGGUGGCAUGCCUGGUGGCGGUGGAAUGCCCGGUGGUGGUGGCAUGCCUGGUGGUGGUGGAUUUCCCGGCGGUGGUGGAAUGCCUGGAAGUGGUGGAGCACCUGGCGGGGGUGGUAUGCCUGGUGGUAGUGGAAUGCCUGGAAGUGGUGGAGCACCUGGCGGGGGUGGUAUGCCGGGUGGCGGUGGAAUGCCUGGAAGUGGUGGAGCACCUGGCGAGGGUGGAAUGCCUGGAAGUGGUGGAGCACCUGGCGGGGGUGGUAUGCCAGGUGGCAGUGGAAUGCCUGGAAGUGGAGGAGCACCUGGCGGGGGUGGUAUGCCAGGUGGCGGUGGAAUGCCUGGAAGUGGUGGAGCUCCUGGCGGGAGUGGUAUGCCAGGUGGCAGUGGAAUGCCUGGAAGUGGUGGAGCACCUGGUGGGAGUGGUAUGCCUGGUGGCAGUGGAAUGCCUGGAAGCGGUGGAGCACCUGGCGGGGGUGGUAUGCCUGGUGGCGGUGGAAUGCCUGGAAGUGGUGGACCACCUAGCGGGGGUGGUAUGCCUGGAAGUGGUGGAGCUCCUGGCGGAAGUAGUGGUGGAUAUGGUGGACCACCUGGCGGAAGCGGCGGUGGAUAUGGUGGAUCACCUGGCGGAAGUGGCGGUGGAUAUGGUGGAACACCUGGCGGAAGUGGCGGUGGAUAUGGUGGAUCACCUGGCGGAAGCGGCAGCGGAUAUGGUGGAACACCUGGUGGAAGCGGCAGUGGAUAUGGUGAAACACCUGGCGGAAGCAGUGGUGGUGGAUAUGGUGGAUCACCUGGCGGAAGUGGUGGUGGAUAUGGCAGUGGUGGAUCUCCUGUUUAAGAACUAUUUUGAAGAGUUAUUUUUCCGUGCAAAAUUGUAAUGCUAAUUAUGUCACUAUGUGAUGGUUGUUUGAAUACAAAAUAGUGGAAAAGUGUCCACCAUGAAAUUUUACAAAAAUAA
This is a messenger RNA of Cajanus cajan (pigeon pea), 1485 nucleotides long. RefSeq lists its product as uncharacterized. The record is from RefSeq and is a predicted model, not a curated record. NCBI's taxonomy places the organism in Eukaryota, Viridiplantae, Streptophyta, Magnoliopsida, Fabales, Fabaceae.